UCUGACGUCAGCUCUGGGGAGUGUAAACGCACACGCGCCUUUAGUUGGGGAAAGAGCCCAUUCUCAACUUUCCGUAAAGGAAACGAUUUCAGAAGUUUUUCUCCUUCCGUUAUCUCUGCUUGCUUUUGGACAAUGCGCGACCCACACAUGUCCGUGUGUUGACAGCGCUGGACACUCUGUGUGUGUGGUGUAUACUACAGUUGCGUCUUUCCCCGACUCACCUAUAGAGCGUAGGCCUAAACAGGUAGGCCAGGUAGGCUACGGGAGCGAAAUCCGGAAGAACAAGCACAUCUGAUUGUUCACACUAUUUUUCUCUUACCUCUGCAACUUAACUUCUCCCAAUAACGUUUGCAGUUUUGAUAAUUCUUCUUCGGAGAGAGUAGAAGCGUGAAGAUGGAGCUACCAGUUCCCAAGAAAAAUAUGCUGAUUCUAGUUGAUGUUUUCUGUGUGGUUAUCGCGGCCCUUCCGUCAGCGGUCUUGACGUUAAUGUUCAGCCCGUACCAGAGGGGUAUCUACUGUGAUGACGAGAGCAUCAGAUAUCCUUACAGAAGAGACACCAUCUCGCACAGGGCAAUGGCUGCAGUCACCAUCCCCUCCUCCAUAGUCAUAAUAACUACAGGAGAAGCGUACCUGGUCUACUCCAAGCGUCUCCACUCCAACUCUAACUUUAACCAGUACAUGUCAGCUCUCUACAAGGUGGUGGGGACCUUCCUGUUUGGAGCAGCUGUGAGCCAAUCACUGACUGACCUGGCCAAGUUCACCAUCGGCAGGCCACGCCCUAACUUCCUGUCUGUGUGUAAUCCCACUGUUUGUUCUGGGUACAUGCUGCAACUCAACUGUACUGGCAACCCUCGAAACGUCACUGAGUCCAGAUUGUCGUUUUACUCCGGACACUCUGCCUUCGGGAUGUACAGCAUGCUGUUUCUAGCAUUGUAUGUGCAAGCACGUAUGCAGGGGAAGUGGACUCGUCUGGUCAGACCCACAGUGCAGUUCUUCCUCGUGGCGUUUGCGUUGUACGUUGGAUACACACGGGUUAGCGACUACAAACACCACUGGAGCGACGUACUGGUGGGACUGCUGCAGGGAACUCUCAUCGCUGUGCUCAACGUUUGCUACGUCUCUGAUUUCUUUAAGCUCCGCCCCCCUCCUCGCUGCCCACGAUCAGAGACGGCUGAAGACGAACACCUAGAGGCCAAACCUGGCGUGAACCCAGACACACAACUACACAACAACCACUACAACUAUACAACUACUACAGCCUGAACACAGACUAACAACUACACUGCAACUACACAACAACCUCUACACAACAAUCAUGGCAACCGUGGGGAAGGGGCGGCGACAGGAAUUUGUUGGUGGGUAGGCCUGCAGAAAUUUGGGUGGGCAAUUUUUUCAAAUUAAAAUGUUUUGUUAACUAACUUCCUGCAAUGUUGCCAUGUGGCCAAGAGAGAAAUGUACCGUUUUAUAGCUGUCUAUGAAUUCUAUCUGAUGAUGUUUGCAUGUUUAGGUAAAAAGACGACAAAUAAUUAGAGCCCGACCCCGCAUUGGAUUUUUGGGUCCGAUACCGAUUUUGAGGGAGGGAAAAGUCACAGAUUACUGAUAUCUGUCGAUUUAUUGUUUUUUUUAGAGGUUGAAUGAAAAACGGACCAAAUUGUGCUACAAAGGAUCAACAGAUACUCUAAAUGACCAUUUUUUAACUAAAUAUUAUAGUUAACAUUAUUUAAGAACAUUUUAUGUGGUUUACAGGAGAUCCAUCAAAAAGCAAUUAGGUUCUCUAUAAAUUCGACAGUGAAUACAAAGCUUGUUUAGUUGACUUUCUUAGGUGCAACUUAAAAAUGUCUAUGGCAGUGGAAAAGAGGUAUGAAAAAGUAUUUGUGCUAAACCACCAUAAGGGUGAGUAGAUUUUACUCGUGUUUUACAGCAGUCAAAGGUCAUGGAAACAAACACUUUAUGGUCCACCUUGCAAUGAGAGUACUUACGACAAGCACACGCUAGCUGUUCAUUACGACAAUGUUUUCUUAAAGAAACCAUAUUUACAUAACACUGUUAUUCAAUACAAAAUGAAUUGGCUAUACAUUUCAACUGCAAAUGGCAUGCGCUGAUGACUGAAAAUGUUUAUGCGUGCAAAUUCUUGCUGCACUGGUUUUUGUCACACGUUCUAAUUUCGCGAGCUAGCUAACAUUAGCUACUUAUCUCAUAAUGAAUGCAAGCACAUGGCCUGAAUGAUAGACCUGCGCCAAGUGUCUUGUUUUUUGCAGAUUGCAUAUUUCAGAAAACUAACUAAAUUAGCCCACUAGCUAACAUAAUAGGCCCUGACAUUAUCGGUCUUCUAUUUGUAUCAAGGACGAGUGUUCACUUUGGCGCCAGUCCAGUGUUGGCACAUACGUAGCACAGAUUGCUGGCUAGAUAGCUAAGCUAACUACCUUUCUGGUUAGCUAGCCAGCUAACGUUAACAAAGUGAGAAUGUGAUGAGGACAGGGCUGCUUGCUUGGUGAAGUGUACUUUUGAUUAUUUACUCAUGCUGGCUGUGGCAAGCUACUCAAGCUACAAACCACCAUGUCUACUUUCCCUCACAUUGUGGACUAGGGCUGAAUGAUGUUCAAUGAGCAGCUGGUAGAGUGCCCUCUUUAGGCAACCAUUGAAAAUGGAGCAGACAUAUUUGUUUAUUAUAUGUAUAUAAUAUGGGCACUUUAUCUGUGGAAUAAAGGCAGAUAAAAAUAUCGGACGAUUAAUAUCGGUCAACCGAUUUUUAUCGGUUGGGCCCUACAAAUAAUGUCCCAUUUGGAACACUGACAAGGAAAGAGCAGUACUUACAAAAUAUAUAUAUAUCUAGAAAGAAAAUAGGUUUUUGCUCCCAGUGGGGGCACCCAUGGGCCAACCCAUGCCUACGCCCCUGCCGUGUGGCUGUCUGUGUGAGAGAAGUGUGUAUACCAGUGACUAGAAUAAAUGGAACGUAUCAAACACCUCAA
This is a messenger RNA of Oncorhynchus tshawytscha (Chinook salmon), 2969 nucleotides long. RefSeq names its product phospholipid phosphatase 2-like. NCBI's taxonomy places the organism in Eukaryota, Metazoa, Chordata, Actinopteri, Salmoniformes, Salmonidae. Gene Ontology annotation, molecular function: phosphatidate phosphatase activity. Bases 394 to 1263 code for a protein of 289 amino acids. The record is from RefSeq and is a predicted model, not a curated record. Gene Ontology annotation, biological process: phospholipid dephosphorylation; phospholipid metabolic process; signal transduction. The transcript is spliced from 7 exons.